AUUUGGAUCACGAACGAGAUUAGCCAUCUCUGUAACUUGAAGAAAUUGCUCGAACAGCCCAGGCGACUGGAGAGACCGAAAUCCUCGCCGAGAAAAUCGAAAUCGGCGAAUCUCAAGUCAAAGCAAGCAGCGAUACUUAGGCGGGAGCAACACGCGGACGCCAUACACAGGAGCGUGUCCGAUUUACAAGAGGAUUCCGUGAACGAGCCGUGGUCGUCUCACUGCAACUUGGCGGCGUGCGAGGCUGCCGGCGACGGUAUGGUCCAGCGGGUCAUGAAACGUAACAGUUGCACGCAAACGGCCACCACGGGCGUGGCCAGUGCUUACUCGAAGACCGGCGGCGAGAUCGUGUCAGCCGGCAGAACGACGCGGAGAUCCGCGACGAAGCACGUGACCGUCGGUGUGCAGACGCUACCACCAUCUCGGGAAGCGUCCUCGACGCCGCUGACGGACGCCGAGUCGGACGCGUACGACGCGAAACACGCGAACCCUCAGAAGUCGUGCGCGAGUUACCAAAACGGCGCCAAAUGCAGAGAUCAGUCGUGCCAGACGCACGCCGGCCCGGUCGUGCGGCGCACGUGCGCGCGAUGUAAACAGAGCCCGUCCGAGACGGCCGCGUUGCUGGUCAGGUCGCGUAAGGGCUACCAGGAAGACGCGCCGCCGGCCGUUUCGCAGCAGACGCAGACGAAUUACGCGAGCGACAACAGCGCGACGGAGCCCGCGCACCGUCACGCGUCGCAAAGCGGCAACGUCCAGACGAAACAGAAGGAGGCUAAGAAUCAGAUCAACGCGUCAAAAUCAAAAUGUAGCUGCGCACACGGCGCUUGUCCGUCCGUCACCGAGAACAAGGCCGGCUCGAGCGCCGUCAAAGUCAAACGGACUGAGUAUUACAAACGACCGUUCACCACGUGUCCGUUGUGCUUUAAACAGAAGCCCGCUGUAGAUGUCAACGGUGCCGUCUGCGCCGUAUGCCAGAAGAAUCCCUCCUGCACGCACGACAAAGUCUCGGGACAGGUCGAACAGAACUGCGGGAACGCGUGCGAGUGUGACAACGUCUCUGCUGACGACGCGGACAGAAGGAUCGUCGUUGGUAAAUCUCGACAAAGCUACAACGCUGAAAGCCAGGGCCGAAUGCGCGCGCUGAACUACAGCGAACAGAGUGACACGGGAAAGAUUUGCGAUUGCGCGAACGAUUUUACCGCGUGCCAUAAUUCGGGAGCCGCAGAAACUUUGUGCGAAUGUUGUAAUAUCGACAAUAACGGCUCGUGCCGCUUCGAGUGUCGCCUGAAGAUUGAGGAGCGUCGACCGCAGACGCAGAUUUACUCCGACAGUUCGCAGGACAGCGACGUGGCUCGACAACGUAAAGUACAAAGUAGCUUAAAAUGCAAUUGUGAUGAGGCUUGCUCCUGUAGUAAUAAUCAAGCGAAGGACAUUGUCAGAGGGAAG
Molecule: messenger RNA, 1446 nt
Organism: Wasmannia auropunctata (little fire ant)
Lineage: Eukaryota; Metazoa; Arthropoda; Insecta; Hymenoptera; Formicidae
Exons: 3
Source: RefSeq, a predicted model, not a curated record